UCAUGGAUUCAAAUUAUAAUUACGAUCAAUAUGCAUAAAAAGCAUAUUCAGCUAAUGUUUUCAAAGUUGAUGAAUCAGAAUUUAUUAUUGAGAAGAGAUAUAAGCCUACAUAAUAAUGUAAAUUAAUUAUUAUUAUUUCAGUGGGAAGUGGAGCAUAUGGUAUUGUUAUUGGUUGUGAAGAUACAAAAGCAACAAUACCAGAAUAAAAAAUGGUAGCAAUCAAAAAAAUAGAGAGAACUUUUGAACAUAGAUUUUAUGCUAAACGAACACUAAGAGAAUUGAAAAUCUUAAGAAAUUUAAAACAUGAAAAUGUAAGUAUCAAAACUAACAAUUUAGAUAGUUAAUCUAAUUACAAUAUAGCUUCCAAAAUCCAGAAAGAAUUUUUAUGAUAUGUAAAAAUGUAGAUCUUAAAUUAAAUAGAUAUUGUGUUACUGAAUUAUUAGAUACAGAUUUAAAACGUGUCAUUGAUAAAGAACAUGCUAAAUUGAAUUAAGAUCAUUUUAAACUCUUUUUAUAUCAAAUUCUUAGAGCACUUAAAUACAUGCAUUCUGCAAAUAUUUUACAUAGAGAUUUGGUAUAAUUUAUUAGACUAUAAAUAAUAGAAACCAACUAAUUUAUUACUAAAUAAAUAAGAUUGUAUGUUGAAGGUUUGUGAUUUUGGAUUGUCUAGAGCAUUAUUAUAGACAACUAAAACAUAAUAAUAAAAUCCUAAUAUUAUGACUGAUUAUGUUGAAACUAGAUACUAUAGAGCACCAGAAUUAUUAUUGGGUCUUAAAACAUAUACAUAAGCAGUUGAUAUUUGGAGUGUUGGAUGCAUUUUUGCUGAAAUUGUUAGAGGAAAAACUUUGUGGAGAGGUCAAAAUUGUAAAUUAUAUUUAAUUCAUAUCACUAGCCAAAUAAUAAAUUAAAAUGAUAUUUGAAACUAUUGGAACACCUUCUAAGACUAAAAUAAUGUAAGUUUAAGAUACAUUUGUAUCACAAAAAUUAGUUGAACUUGUUCAAGAAUUAGGAACUUUAGAAAAAGUUCCAUGGGAUAGAGUAGUAAAAGGAUUACCACCUGAAGGAUAUGAUUUAUUAGAAAAACUAUUAGAAAUUGAUUAUAAGAAGAGAAUCACAGCAGCUGAAGCUCUAAAACAUCCUUAUUUAAAAGAGCUACAUAAUCCAAGUGAUGAGGUAUAUUAUUUAACAUAUAUUAUUAUAUAGCCCACUAGAGUUCCUGUUUCUAAUAUGGAAUUUGAAUUUGAAAUGUAUGAAUUUACAAAUGAGUAACUUAAAGGUAUAUUUAAAUAAUAUUUUAAUAGAUAUGAUUUAUGAAGAGAUACUAUUAUAUCAUUAUCCAGAUUUUAAGAAAUCUUAUGAAGACAAGAUUGCCAAUAAUUAGAGUGUCAUCAGUCACAUUAUGAAAGGAGAAAGUGCUAAAAUUAUUGAUCCAGAAGCUGAUGAUGAUUAUCCAAUAUGAU
Messenger RNA from Paramecium pentaurelia, 1460 nucleotides. The record is from the annotation of a GenBank genome assembly. NCBI's taxonomy places the organism in Eukaryota, Ciliophora, Oligohymenophorea, Peniculida, Parameciidae.